AUGAAUCAACCCCAGAUUUUUGAAGACGACGCGGGCCGCACCGACACGGGCUCGUUCGACCCUCCCCCAAUCGCCACUGGCGGCAGCGGCGGCGACGGAGGAGGAGGAGGAGCGGCUUCUUGGAUUGCACCGGUGGCGGCGGGUUUGGGCGGGUUCGCGCUGGGCCACAUGAUGGCGGGCGGAGGCGGAGGCAGUCAGUGGGGGGGAGGCGGAAGCCCCUGGCAUCGGGAUAGCGGCGCGCAGCCCGGAGCCGCCACGCCCUGGGGGCACGGCGGGGGCGCGAGGCGUUGGCCGGCGCACCCGGUGGUGGCGCACUCGGGGCGGUUUCCGGAGGAGAGAUACAGGCGGUCGCGGCCGCCCACGUGGAUGGUUGUCAUGAAAUGGCUGCCGUGGGUUGCGGUUGCUGUGGCGCUGUGGCUGUACGUGUUCGCAUACGCGUCCACGAGUGUGGACCUGCAUCCCCACGAGCACCGCAUGCUGCCGCGCUUCUCACCCUUCGUCGCUGGCGUUCAGGUGUCGCCUCUGGCGCUGAUGCCAUCGCCCCCACCCGUGCUGGUCACGUUCACGCGCUACCCGCCCAUAGUCAACGAGGAGUGGGCCACGGGCCGCCCCAACGUGCGCGUCGAGCCCUACUCCUACCGGAGCUGGUUGUUUCACUUCAACAAGUGGUCGCAGAUCACCCUCUCCUUCUCCGACAUCCGCUCCUACCGCCCCCUCGACCUGCUAGUCAUCGAAGGGUCGAGUCAGAUGGGUAAGUUCAAGACGGAUCCGAGGGCGUUCACUGGAGCACUCAGGAAAUACUUCCUCUCGGGGGAUGACGCAGUGACGUUUCAAGUGCCCAGGGACAACGAUUACUACUUUGUGCUUGUCAACUACAACGCCUACCCGGCCACUGUGGCCUUGGUGCAUUUCGAGGUCACGAGUGUGCUGUAUGACAUCAGCAAAGGAAAGAAGUCCUGCAAAAUCAGGAACAAGCACCCGCCUCCCUUGGGAUCUUUAAAUGAGUCGGAUGGCAUGGACAGGAAAACCCUAACCAACGUUACAAGUGGUCCCAUGCGCAUGGCCAUGCCCAUGCCGAUAGCUAUGCCUAUGAAUGGCUCUUCGGCUGUCGUUCCACGCAGCGCUGCUGAGCUGAUGCCACCUGCUGCUGAUGCUGAGAACGUCACUGCCACUUACACCAGUGAUGGGGAUGCUCUCACUGAUAGCGAUGAUGAUGAUGACGAUGAUGACUAUGGCUUUUGCAGUGCCAAGCUGCCUCUCUGGGAAACCCGAUACGUUGUUCUUGCUGCUCCCAAGACCAACAAGGCAGACAGCACAUGGCACGUGCAGGUGGCCUACCAGCCACGAUGGCUCGCCUACUUAACCCUUGUUGGCAUCCCCUGUCUGCUCUCGCUCAUCGCCCUGUCCAUCUACCGCUGCCAGCAGUACCUGCAGCACCGCUCUGACUCCAUGCGCCAGCCCUCCGCCCUCGCCUCCAUCUCCACCGACCCCUCCCCUCUCCCCUCCGCCUUGCCCUCUGAGCAGCACCCUCUUCUCGCCCCUACGGACUCCCCCCCGCUGUACACGCCUCCCGACCAAGCCACAGCAGCAGCAUGCAGUGAUGUGUGCACAGCAUCCCAAUCACAGGCACCAAUUCCUGACACAUGGGCUGUUACAACCACUGCCGACACCCUACCUGGUUCCAGCGCCCCCUCAGCCCCUCCCUUGGAGUCAUCACCGGGGAAGGCAGAGGCGGGGAUUGGGGCCACAGGGCAGGGGAGUGGGGUGGCAGGAGGGUCGGGGUCAGGUGUAGGGAAAGAAGGGGAGGGUGAGGACCAGGACAAGAACUGCUGCUGCGUGUGCAUGGAGAAUCCGCGGAAUGCAGUUAUCCUGGACUGCGGGCAUCGUGCCACGUGCUACUCGUGCGGGCAGGAGCUCAUGCGCAUGGCAAACAAGCGCUGCCCUAUUUGCCGCAGGGAGGUGCGCGAUGUCACAAGGAUAUAUGACGCAUGA
Messenger RNA from Closterium sp. NIES-65, 1992 nucleotides. The record is from the annotation of a GenBank genome assembly. Lineage: Eukaryota; Viridiplantae; Streptophyta; Zygnematophyceae; Desmidiales; Closteriaceae.